This is a messenger RNA of Vigna umbellata (rice bean), 742 nucleotides long. Its product is annotated as lachrymatory-factor synthase-like. The record is from RefSeq and is a predicted model, not a curated record. NCBI's taxonomy places the organism in Eukaryota, Viridiplantae, Streptophyta, Magnoliopsida, Fabales, Fabaceae.
CUCACGAUGCAUAGAAUAUUUUCCUUUCCUGAGUGGAUAUAUACCCCUGAAGUUUGAGUCAAGUAAUUACAGUGUUCCUCACUCUAACCAUAAGAAGAUAACAAUGACAGAGGAAUCUACCCCCAAAUGGGAAGGUAAAGCCAUGGCUGAGCUACCAGCCACCGAUCCACAACUUACAUGGCAGGUUCUGGAAGAUUUCUGCAACGUACACAAGUGGCUUCCCAUAGAAACAUGUUACCAUGUAGAGGGACUUUCAGGUCAACCUGGUCUCGUCCGCUACUGUGCUUCCACUGUUGAAGAAGAAGGGGUUGGUGAUGAUGCUGAGAAGACAACAACCCUGAAAUGGGCCAAAGAGAAGCUGCUUGAGAUAGAUCCUGUACAACGUUGUUUGACCUACGAAGUUGGUGAAAACAACUUGGGAUUUAUGUCCUAUGUGGCCACAAUCAAGGUGCUUCCCAUGAACCAGGAUGGAUCCAAGAUCGAGUGGAGCUUUGUCUCUGAUCCUGUUCAAGGUUGGAGCUUCCAAGAUUUGAACUCGCUUAUUGAGUCUUAUCUGGAGUUCAUGGUCAAGAAGAUUGAGCUUGCAUGUAACACAAACUAGGUAGAUUCAAAUUGUGAUCUUUUUCUGUUCCCUUCGUAAUUUCAUCUGCUUUUAACAACUUCUUUUUAUUUCCCGUUUUGUCUCAGUUUCAUCUCAUUCGAUCUAAUCAGUGCUGAUAGUUCAAAUCUGUGGGUAGAUUGG